Molecule: messenger RNA, 4612 nt
Organism: Silurus meridionalis
Lineage: Eukaryota; Metazoa; Chordata; Actinopteri; Siluriformes; Siluridae
Gene: igf2bp3
Product: insulin-like growth factor 2 mRNA binding protein 3
Biological process (GO): regulation of gene expression; nervous system development
Cellular component (GO): nucleus; cytoplasm; cytosol
Molecular function (GO): mRNA 3'-UTR binding
Source: RefSeq, a predicted model, not a curated record
AAAAGUUCACCGAAAUGAAUACAACAGGAGUCCACACGGAAUCACUUAAUCCACAGCCAGGUUUUACUCACAUCCAGUCUCUCUGUGUCCUGUCGCUAUUUUAUCGCCAGUAUUUCUCCUAUGCCAUUCCUGCAAGUCCUGCACUUAUCCUAAUUGAUCACGCAGCACGUCUCACUCACGUGCGGCACUGAUUUGCAGUUUGAACACGUGGCUCACUAAAAAAAAAAAACGGAAUAAACGAGGGCUUUUUGGUUCCAUUGUCCUUCCAGCGAUUGUAUCUGGAGGCGGUGCCUACAUUCAUGUGUGACUUUUUCGGUCUAAGAGACACAGAAACAGUGACUUUAUUUUUAUUAAAGUCUGAAAGGAGAGGGAGGGGAUGCAAUAAGAGUUUAGAGGCAGUCAGCGCGCAGUUCUCGUCUGUCAGAAUUAUCUUCUAUCUAUCCAGGCAGUGAGUGAGUGAGGAGAACACAGUAAGUGAGAACGCAGUGAGUGAAAACACACCCGCUCCGGCUGAGAGACAGUGAGUCUCUCUCUCUCUCUCUCUCUCUCUCUCUUCACUGCCCGAUUAAAAGGGUCUCCUUUUUUUGGCAAACGCGGUCGGCUUUCUUUCUGUUCUUUUUCCAAACGUGCAACAUGAACAAGCUGUACAUCGGGAACGUAAGCGAGCAGACGAGCGCGCUGGAUCUGGAAACUAUCUUUGAGCAGUGGAAGAUACCGUUCAGUGCGCCCUUUUUACUCAAAACUGGUUACGCGUUUGUAGAUUGUCCCGACGAGAAGAUCGCGAUGAAGGCCAUCGAUACACUUUCAGGAAAAGUAGAACUUCAUGGAAAACUUCUAGAGGUCGAGCAUUCAGUCCCCAAGCGUCAAAGAAGCUGUAAACUGCAGAUAAGGAAUAUCCCACCACACAUGCAAUGGGAGGUAUUGGAUGGAUUAUUAGCUCAGUACGGCACAGUGGAGAGUUGUGAACAAGUCAACACGGACACUGAGACGGCCGUAGUGAACGUGCGUUAUGAAGUUAAGGAGCAGGCCAGACAAGCAGUUGAGAAACUGAAUGGUUUCAUGAUGGAAAACUAUGCACUGAAGGUGUGCUACAUACCAGAUGAGAGUACUCUGCAACCCCCAGCAAUGGGAAACAGAAGAGGAGGAGCACCACGUGGCCUACGCCAGGCCUCUCCCUCUCUGGGUACUCGCCCUAAGCUGCAGUCUGACAUUCCACUGCGCAUGCUUGUGCCCACACAGUUUGUGGGUGCCAUCAUUGGCAAAGAGGGUGCUACCAUUCGCAAUAUUACCAAACAGACACACUCAAAAAUUGACAUCCACCGUAAAGAAAAUGCAGGAGCAGCAGAAAAACCCAUAACAGUCCAUUCGACUCCAGAGGGCUGUAGCUCUGCCUGCAGGAGCAUCAUGGAGAUCAUGCAGAAGGAGGCGCUAGACACAAAAAUCACUGAAGAGAUUCCGCUGAAGGUUUUGGCUCAUAAUAACUUUGUGGGACGCCUAAUUGGAAAAGAGGGCCGUAAUUUGAAAAAAAUUGAACAAGACACUGGAACCAAAAUCACCAUCUCACCUCUACAGGACCUGACACUGUAUAACCCAGAGCGAACAAUCACAGUGAAGGGCUCAAUAGAGGCAUGUGCCAGAGCCGAAGAGGAGGUCAUGAAGAAAAUCAGAGAGGCCUAUGAGAAUGAUGUGGCUGCCAUGAAUCUUCAAUCUAAUUUGAUUCCUGGUUUGAAUUUGAAUGCUCUGGGUCUAUUUCCUGGUGGGACAUCAGGCACAAUGUCGCCCUCUAUGGUGCCAGGACCCAUUUCGGGACCAGCAACUGGAUACCCUUCUUUUGGGCAGCCUGAGUCUGAGAUGGUGCAUCUCUUUAUACCAGCACUGGCUGUUGGAGCCAUCAUUGGGAAGCAGGGCCAGCAUAUAAAACAACUCAGCCGUUUUGCUGGUGCAUCAAUAAAAAUUGCCCCAGCUGAUGGAAUGGAUGCCAAGCAGAGGAUGGUCAUUAUUUCUGGACCACCAGAGGCCCAAUUCAAGGCUCAGGGACGUAUCUUUGGGAAGCUGAAGGAAGAGAACUUUUUUGGGCCAAAGGAAGAGGUCAAACUAGAAGCUCACAUUAAAGUGCCAUCAUUUGCUGCUGGCAGGGUCAUUGGUAAAGGGGGCAAAACGGUGAAUGAGCUACAGAACCUAACUAGUGCAGAGGUUGUUGUCCCCCGAGAUCAGAUACCGGAUGAAAAUGACCAAGUGGUAGUGAAGAUUUCUGGCCACUUUUAUGCAAGUCAGCUGGCUCAGCGGAAGAUUCAGGAGAUCCUCUCACAGGUGAGGCGACAGCAACCAAAAGCCUUACCUACUGGGGCUUCCGGACCACGGAGGAAAUAAUUCACCCAGUGCAUGGUGAUGAUGAUUGCCGGAUAUCAGAUGUGCCUAUCUCUGGAGUUUACCCCACCUACCUUUUUUUUUUUUUUUUUUUUUUUUUUUUUUAACCCCACCCAUCUCCUGUCGUUUCUAUGAGAAUAUAUUUUGUUCUAAACAGGGGAAAACACAUUUCUGAAAAAUAGUCACCCCUUCACUGCCAUAGUGUGGUAACUGCACAAUAUCUAUAUUUUCCAUGGUUUUUUUUUUCUUGUUUUUUUUGUUCCUCCUUUUACCUCUCCUUUUUUUUUUUUUUUUUUUAUUGGCUGAGCCUUACUUUCCUGAGUAGAGGUGGGUUCCUAAAAGCUGGGUAUGGGAUGAGAUGUGGCAUGGUCAGAGAUUUUGUCCCAGUAUUGUUGAUGGCAUUUUAUAAAUUCAGAUGCAUUUUAUAAAGAUGAGAAUUAUUGUAGAUACAAGAUGAAAUAUAGAAUGUGGCAGAGCAACACUGUCACUAAUUAUUACAGGAAGUGUUAAAUGGUGUUAGCCAAGAAAACUAAGUUAAUAUGCAUUUUUACUGAUCUACCUCAGGCUAGAGUACCUCAGAAAAAAAAAAGAAAUGUAUAUGAAUUUUUUUUUAGUAUUUUGCUUUGUGGUAUUUUGUAUACUUUAUAAAACCUUAUAGUUCUUGAACAUUUUUAUUUUUUUAAGAAAAGGUAAGUCUGCUGUAACACAAGACCCUUAAGCUCCACUUUUGUUUUAAUGCAGACAGCUAAUAAGUGUACAGAAGGAUGUCUGCACAAGUGAGGUUUGCGGGCUUGAGGUUCACAGAUAGGAAUAUUGUAAAACACUUCAGUGUUGCAGAAGAGCCACCGUUUUCUGGAAACAUCAAAAAAGACGAACACCAAAAAAACAUACCAACAAUACAUACCGCAGCAAUGCCAUUUAGUUUAGCAAUUAUUGUAAUGCCCUUUUGCCAUGUACAUUUUCUCCAGACAUAUAAACUGUUCAGGGAUUUGCUUCAGCAAUCAGGGAUCAUGUUAAAUCCUGCUGUCCUGCGCCUUCAUCAGAUUAUCACAGACCAGAUAAAAAAAAUAAUAAUUCCCCAUGCCAAGCCUUUUAGUUUUGAUAUUUCUUUGAUGGCUUUCAUCACAUUUCACUUCAUUACACUUUUCCACACUGCAAACAUCUGUAUCGAGUGUCAGUCUCUGCAUAUUAAAGAUUGGGGAAGUUGCACUUUUUCAAAUGCUUUUGAUGUUACAAUUCUAGUGGGUGCAACUUUAUAGGCAGCAGUAAUGAAGAAAUAGAACUUUUUUUUCCCAGUUUAAAAAUGCAAGAAAAAAUAACAAACUUUUUGAAAGAAAUAUGGAGGAAAAUUUGAGUUUCUUUAUUUCAUGCAAAUGUAAAUAUGAUUGUGGUAAUAGAGCAUUAUUCAUGUUUUCACGCUAGUAAUAUUGUCUACCUCAGUGGAGUCAAGAGUGGGUGGUGUUGAAGCUUGUGCCUCUCACUACAUAAAGAACUCUGUAGCGGUACAUGGAAUCCCCCCUCAUGGGGCAUUUGUGUUCUGCUUUGGUUUGGUGUGUUGUGCCUUGUGCUCAUAGGGGAGGCACAUGUGGUGUUUAUUGGUUUUGUGGUUUUUGUUUUCUUCCCCCCACCCCCACUCCUCAUUGUUCAUCUACCUCUUGGACACAUUUGAAUUAGAGGCAUAUUACAGUUUUAUUAGAAUUUACAGUCGAUUCUAAGUUUCCUUUCCUUACCUGGGGAAAAUGCUGUUUAUUUAAAAACAAAAAAUUAUAUAUAAAUAACGAAUUGACAUAAGUAACCCUCCCCACCUUAUUUUGCCAGCAUUGUGAUCUGAUUACUGAUUGAAAUCCUCAUUGUGUUGCUUUUUCUGUUUCUUGGUUUUGAUGGGCUUUAUUUCAUGUAUAGAUAUAGCAACCCAUUGUUUAUUCUGAAUUGGAUCAUAACCCAGAAGUUUGAUUUAUUUCUUUUUUUUUUUUUAAAUUGACUUGCUCUCUUAUUUAUGAAUUACAUGAAUGAAUUAUUUUCCUCAAUACUUAUGAGGCUACCAUUUAUUCUUAUAUACGAUUUCUUGGCUGUGUUGUGUGGUGUCAUGUUUCAGUGGGAAUGUGAUGUGGAGUUUACAGAAAGUGGUCCAAAUUCAGCAUGAGUCACAACCCCUCUGACUGUGCUUGUCCCUUCACACACUUCCAUUUUUCAAUUGCCUCUAAAAAUAUAUAUAAAUAAAUAAAAUGUCAUGUUCAUAAAAAAA